Molecule: messenger RNA, 897 nt
Organism: Coffea arabica (coffee)
Lineage: Eukaryota; Viridiplantae; Streptophyta; Magnoliopsida; Gentianales; Rubiaceae
Source: RefSeq, a predicted model, not a curated record
AUGGAAGGGUUGGAUGCGCUACUAGCUAAGAAAAAGCAUACACCGAAAAGUGAACUAGAACAAAAUGGUAUUCCUCAGUUGCAGUCUUCACCAUCUGCUAAUUGGUUUUCUUCAUCAAAGUCUGCAAAGAAGGUGUCUCUAAGCUGUGUUACAUCAAUUAUUGAUGGAUUGAAGAAGUUGUACGUCCAAAAACUGAAGCCAUUGGAAGCAACAUAUCGUUUCAAUGAUUUUGUUCCCCCUUUGUUGACAAAUAGCGAUUUUGAUGCUAAGCCCAUGGUGAUGGUUUUUGGGUCAAUACUCAACUGGGAAAACAACAUUCAUUAAACAUCUGCUCAAAACGAGUUAUCCAGGUGCUCACAUUGGACCAAAGAAAUAUCACAAUUGUACAGAGAAAUAUCACGAUUAUGUUUAUCUCUCGUUUGCCAACAGGUUCAGAGGGAGUUCCAUCUGCCAGCAGGGGAUUUUCCGAAUGUUGAACACUUUCGGGAGGUCCUGAGUGGAUAUAGCAUUGAUAAGUUCGAGAAAUUGAAGCCUAAAAUGAUACAAUCUGUUGAUGAUAUGCUUGGAUACGAUAUCCCAGAACUUCUCAAGAAUUUCCGGAAUCCAUAUGAUUGAUAUGCAUAUGUCUGCUAUCAAAUUACAGCAGUUUUUUUGGGUAAGAGAAAUCAGAAGAAUAUUGCUGACGAUUUGCUAGAUUGGCCGCCCACACGUUCAACUUCUUCUGACGCAUAAACAUGAUUUAUGCGGAAAACUACGACGCUGUACGCUUCGAUUAGGCGAGCUAGUGUGAAAUUAGCAGUGACAUGAAUAAUUAUUCAGAUUGUAUUGUCUUUUGAUUUUCUUGGCAUUCUUACAAAAAUAAUAUAUAAUUCCAUUUACAAAACUGAUAUAGUUCCU